This is a messenger RNA of Sus scrofa (pig), 992 nucleotides long. It is a transcript of the gene C2H19orf53, whose product is annotated as chromosome 2 C19orf53 homolog. Lineage: Eukaryota; Metazoa; Chordata; Mammalia; Artiodactyla; Suidae. The record is from RefSeq and is a predicted model, not a curated record.
CCCAGCGCCUUCCGGCUGCGACUGCUCACGGCCCCGCCUAUUCCGGUUCGUGACUGAGCAUGGCGCAGGGGCAGCCCAAAUUCCAAGCGCAGAAGCCGGGGAAGAGCAAGACGGCUGCGGCGGCCUCGGAGCGGAACCGGGGGCCAAGGAAGGGCGGUCGCGUAAUCGCACCCAAGAAGGCACGCAUCGUGCAGCAGCAGAAGCUUAAGAAGAACCUGGAAGUCGGGAUCCGGAAGAAGAUUGAACAUGACGUGGUGAUGAAAGCCAGCACCAGUCUGCCCAAGAAGCUGGCGCUGUUGAAGGCCCCCACCAAGAAGAAGGCAGCAGCCGCCUCCUCCACCAAGACGCCUUCCUAGCUAGCACACAGCUCAACAGAGGCCAUCACUUCAGCCACCCACUCCAGGCUCAGACCUGGGCAGAUGACACCAUGAGGAAGAGGGGCCAUGCUCCCCAGAGCCUUGGGUAGCACCGUGAACUUACAGUGGGUCUCGCCCAUGAGCAGGUGAUCAUCAGGUCCAAAGUACGCCUCCCAGGGUGCUGAGAACUCACUGAAGGCCAAGGCUGCAAGAGGGCCCCCACCAACUUCCUGCGUACCCGCCCCCCAUGUCCUGUCUCCACUGGUUUAACCUGGAGUAAUAAACCUGACUUUGUCAUUCCUCCUGGGUCACAUGCUCCUGUGAGCUGGCUGCACUGGGGCCGGGGUGCCCCACCAACCAACCAGGUCAGCCCCAGCAGUUUCUAAGGGAGAUGAGCCUCUUGCCCCAGGGAAGGACAAAUGGGCUUCUGCACCUCCAGCCUGGAAGCUGGGAGAGUCUUUUCUUCCCUCUCUCCUUGGGUGACUCAUCUGCACACCCUUCAUGGAUAUGCCCAGGUCACCCCCUCUGCCGAGGACAAGCCAGGCAGCCUAAGGAGCCACUGUCCCAUCCGCAGGAUGGGUAUUGACACCACUUAGUAGAGUCAGAACGCUGAUUAAACCGGAAUGUGCUUAUAAA